AUGGACACAGCGCGACUGAUGCCUAAUCUGUACGGCUACAACAGUGCCAUCGUUGCAUGUGCACAGCACACCACCUGGUCUCUUGCGCUUGACAUUCUCAACCAGCUCGUCCCACAGAAAGUUUUGCCCGAUGUCGUCAGCUACAGCAGCUUCAUCAGUUCAUGCAGCGCAGUCAGACACUGGAAAGAUGCUUUGCGUACAAUGGAAGUGAUGACACAGGCUUUUGUGGCUCCCAACCGCUUUUCAUACAGUGGAGUUAUGAGAUGCUGUGAAGGGGCGCGCACCUGGCAGUUUGCAUUAUAUUUCCUUUGGGCAAUGACAGGGUCUGCCCUUGAUCCAGACGUGGUUUGCUUCACGAGCGCAAUAAAAGCCUGUGAAAAGGCAGAGCAGUGGUCCACAGCGCUCGGUUUGAUGGAGCAUAUGCUAGAUCGGGCCAUAUCCCCAAACGAAUUCACAUGCAGCAGCCUCGUCAGUGCUUGUGAGAAAGCAUCGCAGCGGCACAGUGCGGUUUCUGUGUACGAGGUGAUGGUGGCCAAAUUUGUAAAUGCUGAUCUUGUGGCCUGCAGCGCCACCAUCACUUCUUGUGCACGAAUCACGGACUGGCCUUUGGCACUGGCAUUGUUCUCCGAAAUGGCAGAGAAAGAUAUCAAGCCGAACGAGUACACAUACUCUGGUGCAGCCGAUGCUUGUGAGAAAGGCUGCAAAUGGAAGUUGAUGCCAGAGUUGCUGGAGAUGCUCGGCCAUCGAAGCGGGCUGCACAUUGGACCUCUUGGCGCCUCGGCGAGACUGGCAAAGCCGUUGCAAAGUGGUCGCUGGAAGGGACACAAGCGGGGACAGAGCGGGGACAUGAAGACCAUCAACGUCCGCCAUGUCAUCAGCUCGGUCAAGCUGCGCACGAUGGAGGUCGUGUAUCCCAACAACUGGUGUGCACGUGACUUUCGUGCUGGGGCUGCCGAGGCCUACAAGCAAGUUAACUGCCUCCUGGAUCAGGGAGACUUUGUUUCGUUACGACGGGUGAUGGCAGAUGACCUGGUGGAGGACUUGCGCAAGACCCAUGCCCAGUUGUCGAAAGGCCUCGACUACGAGCUGAAGGAAGUUUUCCAGCUGGGCAUUUUCCACGCCAUGGUCAAGGCCGAGGAGUUCGGGACCGAGUCAGUGUGUGUCACACCGCUUCUGCGUGUCACGGAGAAGUAUACUUUGCAGAAGGAUCCGAGCGUUUGGUGGGAGGUUCGCAGACUUCACAAAUGGACCUUCAAGCGGCAUUUGCCCGAUGAGCAUGGCAACGAGGCCUCAGACUGGCAUAUCGUUGCCAUGGACAAGCGUCGAUGGCGAAUGAUCCGCGACUGCGAGGAUGGACGACAGUUUUCUGCAAGCCCCACGGCGCACCUCAAAAUAAGGUCUGCCAAGCACGUCGCCAAAAACAGCACCCGAAAUCCACAGCGACGCAAGAUUGUGCAAGCGCUGACGCCGGAUGCCCUCAAUGUCCAGCUGUUGUUCAUGAUGCUGUGUUGUGGCGUAGGCCUUGCCGCAGGCGUUGAUAGCUGCCGCAGCAAUGGCCAAGAGACUCUCCUGCCACAGGAUACCGUGCGAGGUGCCAUACGCUUGAAGGAAGAUCUGGGUGUCACGUACGACGAGCGUGCACUGAUGCGGGACCAUGUCACAGAGAUGAAGUACGUGGGAUUUCUGUUCUUCGCCUUCCGACUGGCCGUGAAUAUCAAGGCCCUCUGGCGCAAUAUGAUGGUGGUCUGCGUGGAGGAUUUGCCACUGACAGUGGGGAGCGCAGCACGUGUACUGGAGGCAGGGAUCUUCCUGGAGCACCUUUGCAAGCUGCCCUGCGAAAUCUUGAGCUGUAUGUGCGGAAUUCAUGCCAGCCCUUCUCAGUGCGUUGGCACAGUGAAGACCCUGGCAGGCUUCUCAGCCAUGCGAUUUGUCAGGUUCUUGAACAAGCGGCACAUCUUCGGAGCGCUCCGUAAAAUUGCCGCAGAUCCCAAUAUUUUCAAGGGCUGUUACUUGGUGCUGAUCGGCGUCCUUUACUCCUUGGUGCUUGCUGGCUUCGGCCUGUCGGUGCUGCUGACGAAGCUACGCGGCCUGGACAUUCAAGCGAUGGAGUCUGCUGGUGUCCUUGGCCUCUUUCAGGCCGCCUGGGCAGCCCUGACCUCUCAUGGACUCUCCGCCUUCAUGGCCACAGACCUCAUGGAAUUGGUGGAGUUUACGAACCAGGUAGCUUCAGCCAUGAACAUCAAGGAGGAAGAGAUGCACAGCCUCCUUUCUUUCCUCCUCGGAGACAAGGACCACCAUCGGGCUCAAGCCUACAUGGACACCGUGAUGUCGAAUUUUCUGAAGCUGCCGCGCUGGAGCAGCCGACUGGUGGCCAUGAUCACCUUCGACGCAGAGGGCCUGCAGCGACUGGUGCGUGAAAGGAAUAUACCCUGA
Symbiodinium natans is the source of this 2433-nucleotide messenger RNA. Lineage: Eukaryota; Dinophyceae; Suessiales; Symbiodiniaceae. The record is from the annotation of a GenBank genome assembly.